This is a messenger RNA of Rosa chinensis, 927 nucleotides long. Its product is annotated as ras-related protein RABC1. Gene Ontology annotation, molecular function: GTPase activity; GTP binding. Bases 99 to 740 code for a protein of 213 amino acids. The transcript has 6 exons. Lineage: Eukaryota; Viridiplantae; Streptophyta; Magnoliopsida; Rosales; Rosaceae. The record is from RefSeq and is a predicted model, not a curated record.
GAGCCUUCUUCUUCUUCUUCUUCAACAGCUCCUUUCACUUUGUCUUCCAAACAGAGCUUUACCCUUCGGUUCGGUUCUUAAUUGAGGGUUUUGGUCUGAUGGCAACGACGUCGUCUUUAAAUGAGGCGGAGUUCGAGUACUUGUUUAAGCUGCUGAUGAUCGGCGACUCCGGCGUCGGCAAGAGCACCCUCCUCUUGAGUUUCACUUCCAAUACCUUUGAGGAUCUCUCUCCUACUAUCGGUGUGGAUUUUAAGGUGAAGCAUGUUACUCUUGGGGGUAAAAAGUUGAAGCUGGCAAUAUGGGAUACAGCUGGACAGGAAAGGUUUAGAACUCUUACUAGUUCCUACUACAGAGGAGCGCAAGGCAUAAUCAUGGUGUAUGAUGUAACGCGACGGGACACAUUUACAAAUUUAUCUGAUAUAUGGGCUAAAGAAAUUGACCUGUAUUCCACAAGCCCAGAUUGCAUCAAAAUGCUUGUUGGAAACAAGGUUGAUAAGGAAAGUGAAAGGGUUGUUAGCAAAAAAGAGGGGCUGGACUUUGCAAGAGAAUAUGGAUGCCUUUUUCUUGAGUGUAGUGCAAAAACACGAAUAAAUGUGGAGCAAUGCUUCGAGGAACUUGUCCUAAAGAUCUUGGAGACACCCAGUCUCCUGGCAGAGGGCUCAGCAGGUGUGAAAAGGAAUAAUAUCUUCAAACAAAAACCUCAGUCUGAAGUGUCAACAGGUGGCUGUUGCUCAUAUUGAACUCCGAGAUUCCAAUAUUUAGUUACAUUUUUUUCUCUAGCAUUUUCUUAUUUUCCGCUAAUUUAUAUGUGAUAUUAACAGUCCAACUCCAAUUGUUAUGUUCUGUGAUUUUAUCUUUAUCCCAACCAGUGUUGAUUAAUAUCUUCAGGUUUCAGAGUUCUAUGUGAAGUUUGUACUAUUCUUUUCC